Messenger RNA from Staurois parvus, 332 nucleotides. The record is from the annotation of a GenBank genome assembly. Lineage: Eukaryota; Metazoa; Chordata; Amphibia; Anura; Ranidae.
GUACUGAUAUACGGAACUGACUGGCAUCACUGCUGGGCACUGACUGGCAGCACUGACUGGCACAACCCCUGGGCACUGACUGGCGGCACUGACUGGCACAACCCCUGGGCACUGACUGGCGACACUGACUGGCAGCACUGCUGGGCUGCACUGUUGGGUGGCACUGGUGGGCACAGGUGGGUGGGCACAGGUGGGUGGCACUGCUGGGCACAGGUAGGUGGCACUUCUGGGCACAGGUAGGUGGCACUGCAGAGUGGCACAGGUGGGUGCACUGCUGGGCACAGGUGGGUUCACUGCUGGACACAGGUGGGUGAUCUGCUGGGCACAGGUGG